AUGUCUGGAUGUUUCUGCUUUUGUUAUUAGGAUAAUACAUUUCUCAGCUCUAUUCUGAAUAAAGCUAGGAAAAACGGUACCUUAAUACAAAGUUAAUUCUUGGCAGAUUCGUGGAUUUCUAACUGACAAGUAGAAGCAACUAAUUGUUUCCUUCACACAAUUUAGUUGACGAGCUAGUUAAUAGUGUAUCACGGAUGGACCAAUAUCGCUUCAACUGGGUUUUUGGUUGGCUCCUGUGGUCAAGCGCUAAUAUAUAACUGGACAUCAGAAACAAAAAAAUACGCUGAAAAGUAUUUCUAUUUAAAUCUGAACAAAAGCGAUUAAAACUUGGAUAACAACCAGGAUACAAAGCAGUAAGUAGAAAGGGGGGAAAAAAACAUUCCUCCACAAAAAUUGAAAACAGGAAUUGGGCAGGCUUCCAGUUUCCAAAACAAUCCUUUAGCGUUUUUUUCAGGCAGCUGUCCAAAUAAUCACUUGCAGUCCGAAACGAGGCCAACUCCCUGCUGAGACAACAGUGACGGUGCGUUUUCAAGCGCUGUAGGACAGGUGCAACGCCCGAGUAACUUCCCUUGCAUUCCGCCAACAAAAGAGGCGUGGCCCUCGUUCGGCUGACAGCACCACAGAGCUCGGGAUUGGCUGCUGCUGCUGCCGCCGAGCUGCACGUGGAACCGGAGGACGGGCGACGAAAACAAGCAACACGCCGCGCCUUCUCCCUGGAGGCAACGCCCUCUUUUGCCACAUUCUUGUCCCCGCCUCCAAUUACUCGUAUAGAGUUAAAAAAUAUUGGAAGAGUCGCCUUCCUACCGCCAGUCUACAAGAUAUACAGAGCCCUCGCGCCGCACUUUUUCAUUUCCACGUCAAAGAUGGUGUACACCUACACACAGACAGGUCCACUUCCCCCAAUUUCGCGUUGUUCGAACUCUUCCUUUUUUCAAAAAAAAAACCCCUCUCUUAUGAUAGACUACUAGAGCAGUAGAUUCAGACGCACUUUCGUUUCCAAAAUGGCGAGUUACGUGCUUCCGGUUCCGGGUAAGGCGGGCAGGCUAAGGUUGUGGAAGAUGGCGGUGGCAGCAGGAGCGUCCGGAUGGAGUGGCCGAAGGCUGGCGUGCGCCUCCGUGCGCUCGUUCUUCGGCCUGUAUUUUCUGCUGGGCUUGGCGCCUCGUCCAGGCGCCGCCACCACGCACUGGGUGGUCACCGAAGACGGCAAGAUCCAACAGCAGGUUGACUCACCAAUGAAUCUGAAACAUCCUCAUGAUUUAGUAAUAUUAAUGAGACAAGAAACAACUGUUAACUACCUCAAAGAGCUGGAGAAACAAUUAGUAGCUCAGAAGAUCCAUAUAGAGGAGAAUGAAGACAGAGAUACAGGAUUGGAACAAAGGCAUAAUAAAGAAGAUCCUGACUGUAUUAAAGCAAAAGUGCCCUUGGGGGAUUUGGAUCUCUAUGAUGGCACAUAUAUCACCUUAGAGAGCAAAGACAUCAGUCUUGAAGAUUAUGUAGACACAAAGUCUCCUUUGCCUCUAGACCUAGAAGAACCAGAAUGUACUAAAAUUUUAGAUCUACCGUACAGCAUUCAUGCAUUUCAGCAUUUACGAGGUAUUCAGGAAAGAGUUAAUCUUUCUGCACCCUUGUUACCUAAAGAAGAUCCUGUAUUGAAUUACCUAUCAAGAAGAUUAGGAAGAAGUAUAGAAGAGAUAGGACAUCGCAUAUACGAAGGUCUCUUGAAGAAUUCAUCUUCUUGGGUUUUAUACAAUAUGGCUUCCUUCUAUUGGAGAAUAAAGAAUGAUCCAUAUCAAGUAGUAGAAUGUGCAAUGCGAGCUCUCCAUUUUUCUACAAGGCAUAAUAAAGAUGUUGCACUGAUAAAUCUGGCAAACGUGUUACACAGAGCACAUUUCUCUGCUGAUGCAGCUAUUGUAGUCCAUGCUGCUCUGGAUUACAGUGAUGUCUUCACCAGCUAUUAUACUUUAGGAAACAUAUAUGCAAUGCUUGGGGAAUACAACCACUCAGUUUUAUGUUAUGAUCAUGCUUUACAGGCCAAGCCAGGGUUUGAGCAAGCAAUUAAAAGGAAGCAUGCUGUCCUAUGCCAGCAAAAGCUUGAGCAGAAACUUGAAGCUCAACAUAGAUCACUUCAGCGAACAUUAAAUGAAUUGAAGGAAUAUCAGAAGCAACAUGACCAUUAUUUGAGGCAGCAGGAAAUCUUAGAAAAGCACAAACUGAUUCAGGAAGAGCAGAUCCUGAGGAAUAUUAUCCAUGAAACACAGAUGGCAAAAGAGGCACAAUUAGGAAACCAUCAGAUUUGUCGUUUGGGCAAUCAGCAGCACAGCUUGCAUUGCCAGUGGGACCAACCAGUCCGUUAUCACCGUGCUGACAUGUUUGAAAAUGUUGAAUAUGUUGAGUUUGGUGGUGAUUCUUCGAUUGCUACAAUGGCAUCUGUGAAUUCUGAACUUCAAGUCAAUAGUAGUGACUUCAGCCAUUCCUUGGAGUCCUCCCCUUGGGUCCAUUCUGUAUUCUCAUUAUGGGGUUUGGAAGCUGAUGAUUAUAGGGAUAAGCAGAAUAUUAUGUGGCCUCAAAGAUCAGAUUGUGUAAAAACUUAUCCAGCUAUCCCUUCCCCAGAGGAAUUGCCAACUUAUAUCCUGCACCCAGAAAACAGGGGUCAAAGAAUUCAUUCAUUACUUGGCAAUCCAGGAGAAGAUCUCAUGCAGACAGAAUUUAAUGAGCCAGAUUGUUCUUCCAUUACUGAUAUCCCUAACAGUGACUCUGUGUAUUUCUUGAUCAAACAACUAAACAAACAUCUAGAUCUAACAGAAAGAAUUCCAGAUGAUUAUGCAAAGCAAAUCUUAUAUUCUCGUGUCAACAAUCACUCACUUACACAAGAGCAAAUAGGAUCGUUCAUCUAUCAUGCCAUUUUAAAGGCAAGGGAACCCUUAUGGCUGGUACUCAAUGAGGCUAGCCUUUAUUGGCGUGCACUUGGAAAUGGCACCUUUGCCUUCACCUGUUUACGAAAAGCAUUUAACUUGACCCCUCAUGAAUUUCAAGAUAUCCCUUUAGUCAACCUAGCAAACCUUCUCAUUCAUUAUGGCCUUCACCUAGAUGCCAGCAAGCUUCUUCACAAAGCUUUAGCCAUCAAUGAUUCUGAGCCUCUGACAUUUUUGAGCUUAGGAAAUGCCUAUUUGGCUUUGAAGAAUGUCAGUGGGGCCUUACAGGUUUUCAGAAAUGCUCUAGAUAUUGCCACCAAAUGUCUGGAGUGUGAGAGGAACCUGAAGCUGAUCCGUUGUUUGCAGUUCUAUCCAUUUCUGUACAACAUCACGUCUUCCACCUGCAGUGGUUACUGUCAUGAGAAGAGUCAAGAUGACAACCAUGCUAUGCAGAAGUACUUUAACUCACAGGAUUCUGAUAUCAUAUUAAUAGAAGAAACUCUUAAAACGGCUGCUGAAGAUGAUUUGACAGAUCAGGUUCACGGUUCAGCAAGGGAAUCAUCUUCUUUGACUUUAGAAAGUACUGUUAUUGCAGAAAACAAUGACUCAGAAGAAAUAGAAAACUUGGGAGAUGCUCAGAUGUCUGAGGAGAUGCUGGCAUUAGUGGAUGAAUUUGAAAACUCUUGGCCCCUUGAAGCUUUUGAAGGGGCACUGGAAGUAAAAGGCCAUCGGAUGGACUUGCAAGGGAUCCGUGUACUCAAGAAAGGCUCUCAAGAUGGACUUGCCAGCUCCUGUUUGGGAGAUUGUGGAGAGGAUGAUGGUGAUGAUGAUGAAACUGAAUGGAUCACAUUUCAAGUAAAACGUGUAAAGAAACACAAACCAGAAAAUAUAGACCCACAAGAACCUGCUGGAAGAAUUGGAGAGGAAGGAGUAGCUGGAGAAAAUGAAAACCUUUACCAAAUGGCAUUGGAAAUCAGUGGGCCAAAAAUACCUUCCCCCGGGCCACCUGGAAGAAAGAAAGACUAUCACAGCUUGGGUUGGCCAAGUCCUGAUGAGUGUAUUAAGUUCCGCAGAAUGGAUCUUACUACCGUAGCCAGCACAUGGCUAGCUGUUUCUGCUAAAAAUAUUGACAUCACAGAGCACAUUGAUUUUGCCACUCCCCUGCAAGAGCCCGCCAUGGAGCCUCUCUGCAAUGCCAACCUGCCUGCCAGCAUGCAUACAUUGGAUCAUCUCCAUGGUGUUGCCAAUCGAGCCAGUCUUCAUUACAUGGGAGAGAGUCAACUGAAAGAGGUACUGCAGAAUCUUGGAAAAGACCGAUAUCCACCACAGUCUUUAGAACAAGUUGGUACUCGAAUAGCCAAAGUACUUGAAAAGAAUCAAACUUCUUGGAUCCUUUCCAGCAUGGCAGCCCUUUACUGGAGGGUAAAAGGUCAAGGGAAGAAAGCAAUUGAUUGCCUGCGGCAAGCCUUACAUCACACACCAUAUUACAUGAAGGAUGUGCCUCUUAUAAGUUUAGCAAAUAUCUUCCACAACGCAAAGCUUUGGAAUGAUGCUAUCAUUGUGGCUACAAUGGCAGUAGAAAUUGCCCCACACUUUGUCGUCAAUCAUUUCACCUUGGCUAAUGUUUAUGUAGCAAUGGAGGAGUUUGAGAAGGCAAUGCGGUGGUAUGAAUCUACACUGAACCUUCAACCUGAAUUUGCACCAGCAAAGAAUCGAAUUCGUGCCAUUCAGUGUCAUUUACUCAUGAAAAAUGAAAGACAUUCUCCUUAAAUAUUACAAUCUUCUUCCUUUUUUUUUCCAAGAAAGCAAUUGGUCAUUAAUAGACUUGAAAUGAGGUGAGCUAAUAGAAAUUGGAAAAUACUAUUUCUAGUAAGAACCGGAGGUCAGUUAUAUUAUUCAGAAACAAGAAUAUCUUUGGAGAAACUAUAGUAAAUACUAUCCCAGACAAUUGUAUAAAUAAAUAUUGAACCCAGAGAAUUUCCACGUGCCUGUGACCCAAACAUCAUUAGAUUUUCCACAAUACUUGAUUGGAUGCCAGCAUAAAAUUUAACCUGCUUCUUGUCUUAGCACAUCUAUGAAAAUGCAAAGCACUUCAUUGCACCAGACACUAUAUGUAAGAGGAAGGCAUAAUUAACUUUUCAUCCAUCAGGAGUUCAUAUUCUACUUCUUCACCCAGUCCAGUCUUUAGCAUUACCAGGUCAGAGAAAGAUAUUGAGAUAAAGCAGAAGAUUGCACAUCAUGUUAGUAUUUUAAGAACAAGCAGCCUUCUAUCUAUUGUUACUUUUAUUGGGGGGUGGGGGGAAUAGUGAAAACAACAUUGUGUGAAAUCAUUUAUAUUAUGGUUUACAAGAAGAAAGAAAAAUAAGAAAGAAAUAUAACUUCAAAGGUUUUUUUUUAACCAUUAUAUAUUAGAAGCCCUUUGCAGCCUUUAGCCUGUCUUUACUAAUUCUUUUACCCACCUGAGUGUAAAUUGCAAGUGUUAAAGGCAUACGCAGACAUGUUUUUUCUCUGUAUGUCUAAACACUUAAGCGAGACAGAGCAUGUUAGCAAACAGGACAAGUGGUCUGUUUCUUAAUCAGCAUCCAGUUUGGUCAACAAAAGGACCAAAUUGCAGAUGUCAUUGUUGAAUCAACAAGGGCACAAAACUUGAAGCAGAAAUAAACAAUUAUUAAUAAACAGAAA
This is a messenger RNA of Crotalus tigris (Tiger rattlesnake), 5594 nucleotides long. It is a transcript of the gene TTC17, whose product is annotated as tetratricopeptide repeat domain 17. Gene Ontology annotation, molecular function: protein binding. Lineage: Eukaryota; Metazoa; Chordata; Lepidosauria; Squamata; Viperidae. Gene Ontology annotation, cellular component: cytoplasm; actin cytoskeleton. The record is from RefSeq and is a predicted model, not a curated record. Gene Ontology annotation, biological process: cilium organization; actin filament polymerization. The transcript is spliced from 25 exons. Bases 1002 to 4682 code for a protein of 1226 amino acids.